Paramisgurnus dabryanus is the source of this 2646-nucleotide messenger RNA. It is a transcript of the gene grem2a, whose product is annotated as gremlin 2, DAN family BMP antagonist a. Gene Ontology annotation, molecular function: BMP binding; receptor ligand activity. Lineage: Eukaryota; Metazoa; Chordata; Actinopteri; Cypriniformes; Cobitidae. The record is from RefSeq and is a predicted model, not a curated record. Gene Ontology annotation, biological process: animal organ morphogenesis.
UCUAUAGAAUCUGUUUGUAAGUUGUGCGCAGCUGAUGAUUUUCCCUCUGGUCUCGUCACACACAAUAUUCUCUUUGGAGAGGCAGUGGGAUGUGACAGUGAAUCAGCGAAAAGAUGAUUCAAAGACAAACCAAGAAGUUCUCAGUUGGAUGCCACAUAAAUGAUUGAAAUUGAGGAACUAUGAGCCAUAAAGCGUGACUGCUUCAGUUUGGCCUCUGGAGUCAGACAGGAAGAGCUGCUGGAGAGACGAUCACGGCGUAGCUGGAGGGGAAAUCUUCAAAAACCUUCUAUACUUCAACUGCACAUGACCCAUCUGUCCUAUGGAUAUUUGUAUUUCUGCUGUGCGCACGGAGCUUUAAACCUUGGCCGAUCUCUGACCUGACCUUUGACCUCUAAGUGAACUCUCCAGGAAAACACCUCUCCAGAUCCACAGAAUGUUCUGGAAGCUGGCAAUACCUAUCAUCCUGGCAUGGACCCUUUCUGUAUCAACGGAAACCAAGAAGCCACGCCCCCAGGGAUCCAUCCCGUCCCCGUACAAGCCUAAGGGCAACCAUGUAUCAUCGCCAUCUCUGUCAUUGAUGCCCCAGCAUACAUCCUCACGACGGCAGAAGGGUAAACACGACAUGCUGUCAUCGAGUCGCGAAGCCCUGGUGGUCACCGAGCGGAAGUACCUGAAGAGCGACUGGUGCAAAACGCAGCCGUUACGUCAAACGGUGAGCCUGGAGGGCUGCGUUAGCCGAACCGUUAUCAACCGCUUUUGCUACGGCCAGUGCAACUCUUUCUACAUCCCACGUCACCUGACGUCUCAAUCCUCAUCGCAUCGAAGACGAAAAACGUCACCCGACCACAACAAUUCAUUUCAGUCUUGCGCUUUCUGCCAGCCGAGCCGUAUAACCACGGUUACGGUACGGCUUCACUGUCCUGGCCUACAGCCUCCAUACAGACAGCGAAAAGUACAGCGCAUUAAGCAAUGCAAGUGUGUGUCUGUUAACGUCAAUGCGGCGCAUUGAGCCAAGUUGCUCAGAAAAGUUCCCACGUGACACGGAUAUGGUCCGACAAAGAUUUUACUGAAACAGUAUCUUAUUUGACUGGAAAAGCAGUAAAAAUCAGGGCAUUCAGUCAGUUUGUGAAAUAUAUGCCAAAGACAACAAAAUCACGAGGACAUGGCUACUUUUAAUACGUCGGGACUUUAUCACAGCAUGCUAACCGGAAUGCUGAAUUGCUGCCGAGGAGCGCUGGAAACAGAGCUGGAUAUUUGAUUCAUUUUAUACACGCAGAACAUUUAGAAAAGCCAAUUAAAAACUGAACUGUUUGAAACUGUAUCAAAAAUAUUAGAAUGAAACUGUAUUUUUAUUUGAAAUGGAUGCAUAUUGAUGUUUUAUUCCAUUAGCUCAUGUUUGACCUUUGACCUAUUAUCAUAGCAUUUGUCCCCUCUGAGGUUUUAUCUCAGUAUUCUGCUAUAUAUCGCAGUACUGCUGGUUCCCCAUUUGUACCUGAGAGCAGUAAAAAUGGUUUAUCUACCAUCUAUCGUGUCAUCUCUAUCCAGCUUUUGUAUUUGAUUCUUAACGGAGGACUUGAUAAGAUGAAUGGAUGACUGUGGACAUUAUCAACAAGAAGGGGUUCACUAUAUUUUUACUAGCUACAGGCAGGGGGGCUAAACAAUGUUUUGACUCACUUCUAUAGAAAUGUUUUAUUUCAUCCAAUAGAAAUGUGGAUUGAAGUUUGACCAAUCAAGUUGUAGUCGUUUGGUUUUUAUGAUGAUUCAUAAUGUAAACGAGAUUUGUUAUUUGUAAAAUAUUUACCAUAAGUCACACAAACAGACACAUUAUUGUAAUGACAAUAUUUAACAAAAUAGCCACAUUGUGUAGAUAAUGGAUUUUAUAUGACAAAUCAACCAUAGAAAAAGUAUAAAUAUAUAGUGAAAUAUAUAAUGAAAUCUUUUAAAAAUAAAAAUCGUUUAUUUCAUAUUACACUAUGUUUCAUUUUCAUUGUUUUUCAUGUGAGCAGGAAGUGAUACUGUAUUAUUCACACUUUGACUGCUGUACUGCAAUUUUUUUAUUUACUGUAACUAUAUUAAGAUUACUGCAACAGUAACAAAGAAAUAACCACAGAGAUCUGUAAUAAAAUAUAAAGCCUUUGGCUUCCAUAAUUGAAAAUACAUUUAUCUUAACUAUACACUUUAUUACACUGGUAACUAUUGACAGCUGCUGUAAACAUAAUUCAAUUCAGAUUGUGUCAUUUUAUAAAACAAAACUAUUUCAGAAUGUUUGCAUACAUUGUGCAACAAUCAUUACAAUAAACAAAUAAAACAUAAAACAGUUAUGACUAGUUAUGAGUUAAGAUGAACUAGUUGAAUAAAUGUGACCUUGGACCACAAACCCAGUCAUAAUUGAGAUUUAUACAUCACCUGAAAGCUGAAUAAAUAAGCUUUAUAUUGAUGUAUGGUAUGUUAAAAUAGGAUAAUAUUUGGGCAGGAUACAACAAUUAGAAAAUCUGGAAUCCUAGGGUAAAAAACGCCUUUAAAUUUCUCCAAAUUAAAGGAUAAUUCCGGUAUUUAACACUUUGUGUCUCAUUUCUGGUUUGUUUUGGAUGAACUACAGUGAUGGACACAGAAAUUUUGACAAUGGGUCGUGUCUUGACUUUUUGA